AUGAAAAUGUCAAGUCUUGUGAAACUCUUGUGUUUGAUGCUCUGCAUCGUGUGUGCACAAUCGGUCAUUGUUCGUAAUGGAGUUUAUGAUAAUCUUGUGAUUGAGAUCCAGAAGGAUGUUAGCGAUGAAGAUUGCAGUCGAUUUUUGGCGACACUUGAGAACACCUUAUCAGCCUCAUCACAGCACCUUCAUCAAUCCCUCGACGGUCGCAUCUACUUCUCAUCCUUUGAGAUCAUCAUCCCCUCAACAUGGUCAUACAAUUGCCUCACCAACUCCUCAACCGUAACAAGCUACAAUGGCGCAUCAACGGAUGUUCAAAUCACAAAAUCCAAUCCAAUCUUUGGCGAUUACUUGUGGACACAACAGUCAGGUGGAUGCGGUGAGCAUGGCGAUCAAAUUUACGUCAGCGAGCGCUCAAUUCGUGACGAUUUCCAGAACAUUGAGAAGAAGUUUGCCAAUGAAUUUAUGAAAUAUCGUUACGGUGUCUUUGACAAGAAUGGCUUUGAUGGCGAUGCAAUCUAUCCAAAAUGUAGCGCAAGCGGCAAUCCAAUGUGCACUGAUGCUUUAGCACUCGAUAGUCAUUCGUAUAAUAAAUACAUGCCAACGAAGCAGAAUCAACUUUGCGACCGGAUGAGUCCAAUGGAUGUGAUUUUACGGAAUGUUGACUUCAACGGAACGCAACGGAAUCAAAAUUUUACUGCACCGACUUUUAAUUAUGUCCGAAAGAUGAGCACGCGCUAUAUGUUGCUGCUUGAUGAUCAUGCUGACAUUUCCAUUCGUGAUUCUUUUGGAUUUUUACGUGAUUCAAUCAGGAAGUGGUUGGAUAAGGAUCUGAUUCAUCAUGGAACGGAAGUUGGCAUCAUCAAGUUGAACUCGAACAAUGCAAGUGAUCCAAUCAAGUCAAUUUCAGGAAGUGAUGAUCGUGAGGAAAUUAUGUCAAAUUUGCCAUUUAGUGUCACUAAUCGUGGUGGAUAUGGAAAGUGCAAUGUGUAUCCGGCAAUUAUGAAGAGUGUCAAUAUUAUGCAGGAACGAUCGAAUGUUCAUGGAGAUGCUAUUAGUUCCAUCAUCCUUAUUGGACCUGGAAUGUAUAAUUGUAGUGAGGAAAUCAUGACUGAAAUUAUUGAAAAAUGUAAAUCAGCAAAUAUUAAAAUUGUGACUGUAAACUACCCAAUUAUUGGAAUCAAUCGAGUUCCAAUGGACGAACUUGCUAUUAAGACUGAAGGCGAAGCUUUCACAGUCCUCGAAAAGAAGAAGAAUGAAGACAAAAGUUCACUUGCAACAUUCUUUGAGCUUACAAAUGUUUUCAUGUACAUCAGUGCUAAAUUCCAUCAUGGCGAUGCCUCAGAACUUCCAAUUGAGAUUUACCGAAAGGAACUGAUCGAUUCCAACACAUCCGGCGAUUCCACAAAGUCACGAACUUAUACAGACAGCUUUAAUGUUGAUGACACGACUAAGAAUAUCAAUUUCUUUGUCUACAAUUAUGACCGUAAGGAACUCGGAUCAGUUAUUGAAGAUAUCAGCCUCACAUCCCCAAAUCAAGUCUCAUUCUCAAGAAUUUCGGAGCUUAGAUCUGAUUAUCAUCAAUUGACACUUGUUGGAAAUCUCAGCGGCAUUGGAUCAUGGCAUUACAAUAUCAAGAGAUUCUAUGGCAAUCAACAGCCACACUUCGUUCAAGUCCUUGCAUAUCCAAAAAUUGACACAAACAAUUUCAUCACUGCUCGCGCAUGGAUUAAAAGACCAUCAACUGGUGCACCAAAUAUCAUUUAUGCUGAAGUCAUGCAAGGAAGCUUACCAAUUCUCGAUGCCUUAGUUGAAGUUGUUGUAAGACAGCCAAGUGGACGUGAUGAAAGAAUUCAAUUGUUUGAUAGUGGAAAUAGCGAUCCUGAUGUCACUAAGGGCGAUGGAGUCUACUCAAGAUAUUAUACAGUUGAUGAACCUGGAAUGUAUAGAUUUAGCAUUAAGAUUACUGACAAUGGAAAUACAGCUUACAGUCAGAUUGAUCGUGAUCCAUCAAAACAAAUUCACUGCUGUGGAAGUGCCAUAACAACUCAAUCUAAACAACCAGUCACACCAUUCACACGUUACAUCACUCCAAUCACACUUUUUAUCAGCGCAGAAGAAAUUGAGAAUGAAAAGUCAAAGAUUCCAUUCAUUGGACGCAUUGGAGAUCUUCAUGUGGUUCCACAGACAACAAAUGGAAGUGAAAAAGUCACAUUGGAGUGGACUGGACCUGAUACUGGAUCUGAAAUCUCACAAAUUUCAUAUGAGAUUCGAUAUACAUUUAAUUUAAAGGAUAUUGUCGAUAAUUUUGAUGUCAUUGGAACAGUUUUGCAUCUGGGCGAGACGAUUCCACACUCAAUUGGACAAGGAGCAUCAGUGACAUUGAAUCUAGCCAAUGAACAUGGCCUUAUUGGAGUUCCAUUCUAUGUUGCAAUCAGAACAAUCAACGAAGAAGUCUCAACAGGUCCAAUCUCAAAUGUAGUUCGAGUUUUCGUCCCAAAACGUCGUCCAACUGCAUCACCAAGCUAUACACACAUUGACAAUGACAUGUACGAGUCAGAUCCAUCAAUGGAACCAGUUGAUGAUGAUGAAACUGUUGGAAUAUUCAGAAAUGCUAAAUUAGCUGGAAUUCCAUGGCAAAUUCUAGUUCCAGUCAUCAUCUGCUGCAUCAUUGUCUUCAUAAUCAUCACAAUCUACUGCUGGUGCUGUGUCUUCCGCAAGAGAACCUACUCAGAUGCCAAAAAGCCAACAAAAUCACCGUCGAAGCCAUCAAUCUCAGUAAUUACACCAACAACUCCAUCAUAUCAACCACAACCAGUCCAACAGAACCAAUAUCAUAUGGAUCCAGUCACUAAUGGCAAUUCACAUCACAGCUACUUGGUUGAUGUUCCAGACCACCACACAAUUGGACUUCCAAUGAUGGAUGAUGACAUGAUGAAGCCUGACUUUAGUGAUCAUGAUAAAAUGUUGAUUGAGGAGAUGAAGCAACAGCAGAGAUUCCAACAACAAGCCUUACUUGAUGCCUAUGGUGAUCAACAGCAAAUCUUAUCAUCAACUUUAACUAGAAAUGGACAAUAUUUAUCACCUUAUGAAUCCUGGUCAGCAUCAACACUCUUAGCAGAACAUGAAGUCCGUCAAUCGCCAUUAGAUCAUGAAGGUUCAAUUAUGUAUGUUGAUGCCAACGGCGAGAUGGUGCCGCCAAUUCCACCACAUCCUUAUAAUGUAAAUAAUGGUGGUACUUAUGGAUAUGUUGAUCAAAUUCGUCAACCACCACCAACGUAUACGAGCGUUUAUCGACCACUUGUACGUGGCGUGCCUGGACAAGGAUCGAUGCAAUCGGUCGUUAGCAGUGCAAUGAUGAGUAAUGGUGAUCCUAAAAAAAUUCGUAAUGUUACUAUGGUGUAAAAAUUCUUAUAUGGGGAUGUGGACUUGUAGUACAAGUCUGUGGACCCUCAUUGGUUGCCAGUUUUAGUUUUUUUAUGAAAAAGAUUUCCUUGAUCUCACAAAUUUUUAAUUAAUAUGGUUGAUUUAGUUGAAAUGAAUUGAUUGCAGGGGG
Messenger RNA from Chironomus riparius, 3556 nucleotides. The record is from the annotation of a GenBank genome assembly. NCBI's taxonomy places the organism in Eukaryota, Metazoa, Arthropoda, Insecta, Diptera, Chironomidae.